AUGAUCUCCUGGUCCUUGGAAUCUGGCGACGAGGGUCCACUUUCCGGUUGGGUUCUCUCCCCAGGUGUGGGUGGUCAUGAAUGGCCAGUUGGUGAAUCCGUCCUUCGAGUCGUCAUCCUUUGGUCUUCUGGAGAGAAUCAUGGUGCGGGUUCCCAUUGGAGAGAUCAGGUAACGGACUUCGUAUUGGGUUCCAACGCAUCCAUCGGUCUCGAUUUCGAGGAUCAGGUUUCCAUCGGCAGGGAUCUCACUGGAAAAAUAAUGAUUUAUAUCUUUAAAAUGAUAACGUGGUGGGGCGGUCUUCCAUGCCAUAGCCAACAUAACCAUUUCAGCAGCAUCCAAAACUCCGAAUCCGAAGAGAUGGUUGUACUCGAGUCCGACUCCGUUCAUUUGCCACUCGAAAUGAGAGCAGUUUCCAUGAGAAUCUCUGUGGUUGUCCUUGAUUCCGAGGGAUGGGAGUUCACGGCAUCGUCCAUCGAAAAGAGAGUUACGGCUGGAAGUCAAGACGGUCAAGUGUUGAAGAUCUCUCCAGUCAUCAUCCUCUCCUCCGUCUCCACUUGCCCAAACGAAGAUGGAUCCAAGUCCGUUACGUCCCUCGUUGACACCUUUCACGAUUGCUCGCAUUGUGGCGUUACGUGGUCCAUCAACAGUCUUUCCAUCAUCAGUUGGACCCCAGGAGGCCGAGUAGAUGUGGAUCUUGUUUGGCUCGUGUCCCAUCGAGUUGGCUUCAAUGAGAUCGGUCAUGUACGGCUGGUCAAGCAUCCGGAUUCCUGCGACCUUUCCGUCGUAGGCGACUCCGACACCGCAGACUCCGUUGUCGCGAGCGGCAACGAUUUCUCCGGCACAGCGAGUUCCGUGGGAAUUGAACCAGUCAUCAGUGUAUCUUGGAUAUGGGAAUGGAUCGUUGGAAGAGAAGUCGUACGAUGCUUCGGCAUUCUGGAAAGAUUGAGAUGA
This is a messenger RNA of Caenorhabditis remanei, 951 nucleotides long. RefSeq lists its product as uncharacterized. The coding region runs from base 1 to 951 and encodes 316 amino acids. The record is from RefSeq and is a predicted model, not a curated record. The transcript is spliced from 4 exons. NCBI's taxonomy places the organism in Eukaryota, Metazoa, Nematoda, Chromadorea, Rhabditida, Rhabditidae.